Hemibagrus wyckioides is the source of this 7203-nucleotide messenger RNA. RefSeq names its product HIVEP zinc finger 3a (gene hivep3a). Lineage: Eukaryota; Metazoa; Chordata; Actinopteri; Siluriformes; Bagridae. The record is from RefSeq and is a predicted model, not a curated record. Gene Ontology annotation, molecular function: DNA-binding transcription factor activity, RNA polymerase II-specific; RNA polymerase II cis-regulatory region sequence-specific DNA binding. Gene Ontology annotation, cellular component: nucleus. Gene Ontology annotation, biological process: regulation of transcription by RNA polymerase II. The transcript is spliced from 8 exons. The coding region runs from base 654 to 5906 and encodes 1750 amino acids.
AGGCCAGCAGAGCUGAGUGAGAUUGCAGCUCUGCUUACUGUGCCAAUAAAGAAGACCGGAGGUGGGAGGCAUGGCCGACCAUCCGCUACAACUGCUUCUCCGGACUCUGACUUUGACCUAAAUGCAAUAAUGCACAGGCAUUGCGAGGCAGACUGGACAUCUCCAGGGAGCACAGUUGCGUUUUCAGGCUGGAAAUGACGGACAACCUCCCCUAUAAAGCUCGGCCAGACAUCUCUUGUCAUGUGGUUUGUGGCCAAGACAGCCUACUCUGAACUUCGAAGGCGACGCCAUUUUGACGAAGAAGAGCUUUUGAUGUUUAUUCAAUCCAAGGACACCAGUACCAGGAAAAACAUCUAUGAAUGAGCUAUACUAAUGUUCAAUAUUCCAUGCAAGUUACAAAACACAAAAUAUGACCAGCUUUGACAAGCAAUGAGGAUUGAAAUGCUCAUGUAGUUUAUCACUGCAUCACUUUCAUCAUGAAUUAAAUUUCAUCAGUUAUUCUAGGAUCACUUCAUUUCUUUUGCUAGUAUAUAGAGGUCCCAAAAACUAUGUUCUUCUUUGGUCACAUCGUGUCCAUAAUGACUCUACAUUAUCUAAGGUUUGUGAGGUAGUCUUCAGGUGUGGCAUUCUACCAGAGGCCCUUUCCACAUUUUAUGGAGGUCUCACAUAGACAGCUGAGCACUGGGGAGCAGUCAGGAGGUCAAGAACACCUUCAUGAACCUCAAUAUGAAUCUUGUCUCAACAACCCAAAACCAACCACAGCUCACUCCCAGCAGCAGCAUGGACCAUCUCAUUCCAGACAGACAAAAAGACUUCGUCAUGAGAGAAAGCGUCUCCGGCUUCAGAAAAGAAAUGUCCAGGAAGCCGAUACUUUUGAGGGAGGGAAGUCAGAAUGGGCUUCUAGAGGAUCUGAAGAUAUGGAUGUUUCUGACAAAUGCCCUGAGACUUCAACUUCAUCAGUGUCAGUGCAACCUUCUGUGGAGACCCAAGAAAGCACACCGAAACAAAAACGUGAGCGUAAACCUCAGAAGCCAGGAAAGUAUGUUUGCACCUAUUGUGGCCGUGCAUGUGCCAAGCCCAGUGUACUACAGAAACACAUACGUUCCCACACUGGAGAAAGGCCUUACCCUUGUGCACCAUGUGGUUUUUCCUUUAAGACUAAGAGUAACCUUUAUAAGCACCGUAAGUCACACACACAUAAGGUAAAAGCUGGCAUGGCUUCAGGUAGACAGGGGCCUGACAUCAGUUGUCAUGAUGAGCCAGUUACAGAGUCAGAUGAAGACACUGGUCAGCUAUCUUCAUCUCUUAAAAAUCGAGAGAUGAUAUCCUCUCAAAGAAAUUCUUGCACAGAAAUAUCCCCUGAAGGACAGUCACAGGGAUUAGAAUACUCUCAUGCUGUCAAAAAGAGACUAGCUAUGAGGCUUAGCAAAGGAAGACGAGCUCCUGUGGGCUCAUCUGAUGAGACCUCCUCAUCAUUUGGCCUAGGCAGCAAAGGCAGCACAGAAUCAGGCUAUUUCUCCCGUUCUGAGAGCACUGAAGUCUCUCAAGACAGUCUGCCAAACACAAGUGCCAAAAGUUAUGCAGAGGUUAUUCUUGGAAAAUUUGGCCGUCUUGGUCAUUUACAUAGAACAGUUCGUCAACAGGAUGAACACUCUGCAGAACAAGAGGGGAGGAGCAUCCCUUUCUCAGUGCCUAAAAAGCAAGUAAUUGAUCACAUUACCAAACUCAUCACCAUCAAUGAAGCAGUUGUAGACACAAGCAAGAUUGAUAGUGUUAAACCCAGAAGGUUUUCUAUUUCUAGGAGGAGCAGUGUUGAGUCCUCUCUUUCUAAAGAUACAAUUCUUCGCAGAGCAAAAGAGAUAGACAUUAGUUCAAAAAGCAGUGGGUCCAUCACUCUUGGUGUCCCUUGUGAGAAAUUUCAACAGCACUCCAUUAAUGUCAGUCAACCAGCUAAUUCUUUGUCAGCUGGUCCUCUUUUAAGAAGUCACUCAUUACCAUCAGAUGCAAGCAUUGAAACCACUGCUGCCUCACAAAACUUUCGUCACAGCCAAUCAUUUGAUGAACAGCCAGCUCAGAACAGACGGCAUGGUAUGCUAAGGCGCCAGCCUGCAAUUGAAUUACCCAUUGGUGCUGAAAUUACUACUGAGGAACAGCCUAGUUCCAGCUCACCAUUUCAUUCCUCAGUUUCCAUGGUCUCUGAUUGCAAGCAAAAACAGCUAGAACCUUUUGAAUGUGAAGCAUGUGGACUUGCUUGCAACAACUGGGAAAAAUAUAAAACACAUAAGAACCACCACUGCCCUGCCCUGCCAUCUCACCAACUUGAAAUUCCUGCAUGUCAAGCUGAAGAGCAUGGGGCAAUUCUUAAAGCUCGAGUUGGUGGCUUAGCAGUGCGGAAAAGGAGAAAGGAAGAGAGUCUAGAACUUGAUGAUCCUGCCUUACCAUCAGCUGCCUUGGCAUCUACCUUUACAUCACAAGGAUAUAUUGCAACAUGUGUGAAGCCCACCGUAGAAUCUGUUGCGUCAAUUCAGGCACACGAGAAGGAGAACACAUUAAAAGGAGUAUCUGUGAUACAACAUACUAGUUUAUUUAACAAACAAGAACCUUCGACUCACAUUUACUUAAAGGAACAGACCACAAAGCCAAACUUCCGUAAGCUUGUUCGUCAGCACAAUGUUCAAAUACCAGAAAUUCGAGUGACAGAGGAAACAAAUAUCAGCACAACAGUGGCACUCCAUCCAGAUCUGCCUGAAACUAAAGAAACAAAAAAAGUUGAAGACUUCCAGUGGCCCCAGAGAAGUGCAUCACUGGCCCAGCUUCCCAUUGAGAAGUUGCCACCAAAAAAGAAAAGACUUCGUCUUGCAGAAGCAACCCAGUCCUCUGGAGACUCCAGUUUUGAAUCACUCUCUGUACCUCAUAGUCCAAGUCAGGAUACUCACCGAUAUAGUCAUUCCACAUCUGUUGAGGAAUCUGGCCAAAGUGAUGUUGACACAGUGUCUAGAAGGUCAAGAGCUACUCAUACAUUAACAAUCUCAAGUACUCACAACCCUCACAGAGAAAUGCAACGGUCAGCAUCUGAGCAAGCACCACAUAUACCUCAGCAGACAAACCCCAUUGUUGAGACUAGAAGUAAGUCCUUUGAUUACAGCUGUUUAUCCCCUGAUCGAACACCUGCAGGUUGGAGGGAAAGGCGCAAAUGCCUCUUGAUUAAACAUUCUGCUGUAAGAGAGCCAGAGGAAGAGGAUCCCCCACCAAAGCCAAGUGUUAGUGUUAAUCCCCCAUCUCCAAAUGCAAGCAUUUCCCCUAGGCAUAGCCCUGACACAUCUCAUUCCUCUGUGCCUUCUUCAUUCCGUAAUGUGUCUUUAAGCAAUACAGUGUGCCCCACAUUGUCUCAUAAACCUGUUACUCCUUUAACUCCAGUGAUUCAAACUGAUGAUCAUACAGUCAUGGAAAAUCUGCACUGCCUGUCAGGUGCCGCAAGAGCUCAUUACCACUCAGUGUCCUCAGGUCUUAAGCUUGAGAUCCCCAUAGAGGAUGAUGUUGGGCAGUCAACUGCCAGUUAUCAUCAUUACCAUCCCCAUCUUGAUAUUACUCCAAGCCAAGAGCUUUUAAGGCCUCCUGGGAUGCAGAGAGUGCCUGUUCGCCUGUAUUCAGACUUACCUUACCAUGCCAAUUCAGUUUACACUACCAUGUCACAGACAAUUAUUGCAGCAUCUCAGGAUCCUAGCUGCUCUGGUUUAAGGUUAGAAUCUAUAGGAUCUAGGUUUGAUUUUAAAGAUCAACCACCAGUAGCUGAGGGUUCCAAAUCCUCUAGUGCAGGGGGAAAUAAACGGGUAUUGUCCCCAACAAGCAGUGUGGAACUCACCCCUGAUAGUCAGCAACAGAAACGAGUGAAAGAAGAGGAAGAGGACACAGACAAUGCACAGAGCAAUACGAGUAGUUUAAUUUCUUGCAGAAAAGAAGACUCUCAGUUAUGUACUACAAGUAUUGUAGUCCCCAUAAAGAAAGAAGAGACUUCAUACACUUCUCUUGAUACAAAUCUUGCAAUUAGCUGGUGCUAUCUAAACUAUGUCAAACCCAAUCCGUCUGCCCAAGAUGACAACCAGAACUCUGUCUAUUCUACUUGGUGCAUAAGUACUCGGAAUCCAAACCCUCCUGGGCUAACAAGCAAAGAUGUACUCUCCCUAGUGUACUGCAAGCAAAGACAUACUUCUUUCACGUACACUACAGCUGCAAUGCCUCCCUCCACAGUGGGAAAACCUGCAGCACCUGACACAAGGGAUCACAAGGAGGCUGAGGUACAUGCCAUACAGCCCAUAGACCCAACAGAGAUCCAGAAAGCUGAGCAGAGAAAGACAGAAAAGACACCAAAGGAAGAGGGAGAAGAGGAAGCACAGUCUACCUCCAAAUACAAUGAGAUCCUCCGGGUACAAAUCUGUGAAGGAGGCUACAGGUCGAGUGAGGAGUAUGUGUACGUGCGGGGACGUGGGAGAGGCCGUUACGUGUGUGAGGAGUGUGGGAUCCGCUGUAAAAAGCCCAGCAUGCUGCGGAAACACAUCAGACUACACACUGAUGCUCGGCCCUACAUCUGCCAACACUGCAACUUCGCUUUCAAAACCAAAGGGAAUCUAACCAAACAUAUGAAGUCAAAGGCUCAUGGGAAGCGUUGUCCUGAGGGGACCACUCCUGGACCUGUGCUGAGUGAGCCUGACACAGAAGAAGGAGGUGGUGCUGAGGAGAGUUGUGUUGCACCAGAGGUCGCUGAGGAGCACCAGUUCUCAGAUGCUGAGGACACGGAUGAGGAAGAGGAUGACAAUGACGAAGCUGACGAGGAGACAUCGCAGUCCUCUGCCUCAUCUGUAAAGAUAUCUGUCUGCAGUAAAGGUCCAGGAUGUCAGUCAGCAUCAAAUCCUGAAACCUCAGGGAAGACAAAUCAGACACCUGAGUCCAGACAGCUGAGUCCAAACACAUCUUCAUAUGUAGAGACCACUACUGCAGCGAUGUCCUCUUCCCCAGUAUGCAGUCUUUCUCCUAGCCUUUAUUCAUCCUCUGCUUGUCCAUGUUCCCCACAGAGGGACGUGUCCCCGUUACGCUGUCUCUCUCCCCGGCUUAGCCUCUCUCCAUCUCCCUGCCAGUCCUCUCUUUCCCCAUCUACCCGAUCUGUCUCACCUUUUUCACUAAGACACCUGUCCCCAGUUCGAGCCAUUUCUCCCAUAUGUCCCAAGUCUCCAAGCAGUCCACAAAGCUCCAGUUUCGGAGCUAGUGUGACCGUUCAACAGAGGGCCUGCAGACACCAAGAUUUAAUAAAGUCUUCAACUAAUACAGUCAAUUCCAAGGGCAAGCUGGAGAAGACGAGUAGAGCUCAGAUGAGAGAGCAUCAGGCUGAGCUGCUCUUCUUCAGGCAUGGGCAGGCCAGGGAAGGCCAAAGAGUGCUCAGCCACCUGCCUCUGCAUUCUCAGCCUCAGACUCCAAGCUCCAGUCUCAGCCUCAUGAUCCCCAUAGGUGGGAUCCAGAUGGUUCAGAUUCCUACAAUCAGCUCUGGUCUGCACGUGAACCGGUCAAAACUGACCCCCAGCGUGACCCAUGCAGACUUAGCUGAGAUUGGCAAGGAGGAAAAAACAAGUUCCUCAGACGACUUAAUACAAUACGGGUCUGCCCCUGGAGGACAAAACCAGGAAACCGAAGAACCGGGUGAUAAAAAAAGUGAUGCUCCGAGUGCACCCUUGACGACCUGGAAGUGUAUAUCUCAAAGAAAAGAGAGAAAGCGCUUGGAAAGAAAGCCCACACACGUCCACAAAAGUGCUACAAUCAAGCAGCCGUCUACAGAUAACGACGCGACACCCAAGAGCACUUGGAAGGAAAAGGCUUCUAGAGCAUCAGAGAGAACUCUAUCAGAGAGAAGACUCUAGUUCCAGUGGCUAAGCCGGACCAAACACAACCAAGAUGGGCAGAAUCGUUGAACAUCUCCGGAUAUAGGAAAUCUGAGCAUUUAGAAAUGGAGAUUCAGUGUACAGUUAUUGUGUAGAUAUGUAGAUGCAACACAUAUAUCUGUAUGUAUAUUGUUCUCUAUCUGUAUUCUAGACUCAUUUCUAUCUAUAAUUUAUAUACACUGUAAAAAAACAAAACAAUGUAUGGUUUAUAUUGAUUUAUAUAUAUGACCUUAUAUGGCUUUGGAAUUUGUAUUUUAUGUGUUUGUAUCAUUUCUAAACGCGAUUUCUCACUAGAAUAUGAAACUCAGCUAAAUGGUUGUGUCCAUCAAACUUUUUUGAUAUCCAUUGUGAACACGGUAGACUCCAUACACACAAUUAACCAAAACCACUCAACUUUUCAGUAUCCUUUUUUUUUUUUUCUUUCUUACAUUGAUGUAAUAAGUAGUGUUGCUGGGUUCCAUAUGAGAAGAGUCUGUAUAGUAUUUUCUUAAUCGUGCUGUAUUUGGAUAUGGAAAGUACUUUCCCAUGUAUUCUGUUAAUCAAUCAAUGGCAGAAAAGCUUUUAGUAACAUGAAAUGAGGUAAUAAGAAUUAUAUGCAUAUACGAUAAAUAUUUAAAGCUUAUAGCAUGGAUUUAUUGUCCGCUGUGUUUUCUUUCUAUCAUUUCCUAUUCGAUUAGAGAAAAAUAUGCAGAUAAUGUAUCCUCUUACAUGUUUACCUGGUACUCAUUGUCAGAAGAGCUAUGAUUGUAUUUAAGCAAAGAUUACUUUAACUGGGCUACUCCUUUUCUUUUCUUUUCUUUUUUGGCUGACGGUGUUGUUUGGACUUUAUCGCACCACUGAGUGCCUCUAUGAAGAACUGUACAAAAUACCUGCAGUUUAAAGUAGCUUGUGUUACAUAUACACACACUGGCACCAGACUGACAGCUAGCUAGCUAUGUUUUUUUGUUUUUGUUUUUGUUUUUUUUUAUAAUCUAUAGCCUCUUUGAGAAUUGUUUCUAGUACACACGUUUUUUUCGGGGGGGGAAAAAUUCACAUGUUUAAAUCAGAAACUGUCUGACUUCUAACUUCUUUUCAAUUGAACAUCUCAUCAUGUAGCUAGCCUUGAUGAAAUAUUGGGUGCCUAUAAGCAGCUGCAUUACUGUUACUGGCGAAAUUGGUAAGCAAUAAAACAAUUUUGAAAAAUAUGUAUUAAAUUGGGUACUGUCUGAAAUGUUCGAUAUUCCAUUAUUACUCAAAAUGAAAUGAUAAUAAUAAAAAAAAGAUAUAUAUAUAAGAA